Molecule: messenger RNA, 3577 nt
Organism: Loxodonta africana (African savanna elephant)
Lineage: Eukaryota; Metazoa; Chordata; Mammalia; Proboscidea; Elephantidae
Gene: ARHGAP39
Product: Rho GTPase activating protein 39
Exons: 12
Coding region: 176-3577 (1133 amino acids)
Biological process (GO): signal transduction
Cellular component (GO): cytoplasm; cytoskeleton
Molecular function (GO): GTPase activator activity; protein binding
Source: RefSeq, a predicted model, not a curated record
GCGGGAGCCGCGGGGCAGCUCACGCGGCUCGCGGGCCGACAUGAGGGGCUGUGGCGACGCGGCCCGCGUGCAGCCCGCCGCGCAGCGCCUCCCCAUCUGAGGUUGGAGGCACCUUGAUGACCUGCUGACGUCCGUGCAUCCAUCUAGCCACCUGGUUCUGAGGCAGCAGACUGCAAUGUCCCAGACACAGGACUACGACUGCAGGAGCCAUAAUGCUGAUGCACACGAGUCCAGGGUUUCUGGGUCGAGCACGAGGCUGGAGUGGGUGGAGAUCAUCGAGCCACGUACCCGAGAGCGCAUGUAUGCCAACCUGGUCACAGGCGAGUGUGUGUGGGACCCGCCCACCGGCGUCCGCAUCAAGCGCACCAGCGACAAUCAGUGGUGGGAGCUCUUCGACCCCAACACAUCGCGCUUCUACUACUACAAUGCCACCACCCAGCGCACUGUGUGGCAUCGGCCACAGAACUGUGACAUCAUCCCGCUAGCCAAGCUGCAGACCCUGAAGCAGAACACCGAGUCUCCCCGUGUCUCUGCUGAGAGCAGCCCUGGGCGGGGCAGCGCCAUCAGCCGUGAGGGCAGCCCCAGCACCUCCCUUGAGCCGGAGCCUGACACCAGCGAGAAGGCGCAGGAGCUGCCAGGGCAAACAGGGCGGCCAGUGCCAUUCGGGGCCACUAAGGAGGAACAUGGUGGCAGCUCUUCGCCACCAGGCGUGUUCCUUGAGAAGGACUAUGAGACUUACCGGGACUAUGGCAUGGACGGCCCACUUCUCCACUACAGGGCCUCCUCACUGCAGUGGACCACGGGGACCAAGGAACGCAUGCUUAUCAAGGUCACAGACCGCGAGCCCAGCUUCUUCACCCCCCAGGGCAAUGGCUUCCCCACUGAUGGCCAGCCUGGGGCCCGUACCCAGAGGCCGUCCAGUGGCCAGCACUCCCCAGGCCUGCAGACGUUCACUCCUGACACAGACAGUGCCAUUUUCUUCCCUGAGAGGCGGCUGUCACCCUUCCUGAAGAGGACUGAGCUUACGGGGAGCUGCUCCCCACUUCCAGGACGUGGGGGCGAAGCCUUCUGCACCCCGCUGCAGGCCCAGCCCCGAAAGCCCUCCAGUGACUCCCAGCCCUCCUCCCCGCGCUAUGCCUACGAGCCUCCCCUCUAUGAGGAACCCCCUGUGGAGUACCAGGCCCCCAUCUAUGAUGAGCCCCCUGUGGACAUGCAGUAUGAAGUCAGCGGGGGCUACAAGGCCGGCUCACCGCAAAAGUCACCUGUGCGCAAGCCACGCCCCUUCCUUCAGUCGCCCAAACACGCAUCCCCCUCGCCUUACCAGCAGCUGGUACUCACCAAGCAGAGAGGCCCUGAGCGCUUCCUGAGCCUGGACUACAGCCCUGCGGGCAAGGAGUAUGUACGGCAGCUGGUCUAUGUGGAGCAGGCCGGCUCCAGCCCCAAGCUGCGUGCCGGCCCGCGCCACAAGUACGCGCCCAACCCAGGCGGUGGCUCCUACUCACUGCAGCCCAGCCCUUGCCUGGUGAGGGAUCAGCGCCUGGAGGCUCGGUCGGGAGACUACAGCAGCAUGGAGGGGCCCGACUUCCGGCACGGACCGCCGUCCACACCACUGCCCCCCGCUCAGGAUGACACCAUGUCCUGGUGCAGCCAGCAGGACACCAUGUCCUCCACAGGCUGCUCCCCCGGCCCUCGCAAGAGGAAGAGCAGGAAACCCUCCCUGUGCCAGGAUCCCCACACCUCGUCCACCGACGGCUCAGGGGACCGCAACCCUCUCAGCGAGCCCCUUCUGGCUGAGGAGAGGCCUCCGUGCGGGCCCAGUGUGGCCCCGCUGAAGCGGGCAGAUGGGCGGCUGGGCGAGGCAGAGGGGGCGCGGGGUGCCUGUGAGCCCUUCCUGGCGCAGGCACGGCUGGCCUGGGAGGCGCAGCAGGUGCACCACCACAUGAAGCAGCGGAGUAGCUGGGACUCACAGAAAGACGGCUCGGGCUACGAGAGUGACGGUGCGGUGCCGCUGCCUAUGCCGGGGCCCGUGGUGCGCGCCUUCAGUGAGGAUGAGGCCCUGGCCCAGCAGGAGAGCAAGCACUGGAAGAGAAGCACCUUUGAGAAGCUCGGCUUCCCCCAGAUUCUGCUUGAGAAGAGCAUUUCCGUGCAGACCAACCUGGCCUCCCCAGAGCCUUACCUGCACCCCUCACAGUCCGAAGACCUCGGCAGCUGCGCCCAGUUUGAGAGUGGCCGGCAGGGUCGCAGCAUGGUGCCCAGUGCCAGCUGCGUCUUCCCCGCCUUCACGCUGCGCAAGCCCUCCUCGGAGACGGACAUCGAGAACUGGGCCUCUAAACACUUCAACAAGCACACACAGGGCCUCUUCCGGCGCAAGGUAUCCAUCGCCAACAUGCUGGCCUGGAGCAGUGAGUCCAUCAAGAAGCCCAUGAUCAUGACCAGCGACCGGCAUGUGAAGAAGGAGGCCUGUGAGAUCUUCAAGCUCAUCCAGAUGUACAUGGGUGACCGGCGGGCCAAGGCUGACCCACUGCACGUAGCCCUGGAGGUGGCCACCAAGGGCUGGAGCACUCAGGGCCUGCGGGACGAGCUCUACAUCCAGCUCUGUCGGCAGACCACAGAGAACUUCCGCCUUGAGAGCCUGGCUCGCGGCUGGGAACUCAUGGCCAUUUGCCUGGCCUUCUUCCCGCCCACGCCCAAGUUCCACUCCUACCUGGAAGGCUACAUAUACCGGCACAUGGACCCUGUCAACGACACCAAAGUGACACAGCACAUAAAAGAGCUCCUGGAGAGAAACACUAAGAAGAAGUCCAAAUUGAGAAAGAAACCCAAGCCUUAUGUUGAAGAGCCGGAUGGGGUGGCAAUAAGCACAUAUGCCAAGUACUGCUACCACAAGUUGCAGAAGGCCGCCCUGACUGGGGCCAAGAAGGGGCUGCGGAAGCCCACCGUGGAGGAGAUCCGGCAUGCUAAGAACGCCGUGUUCAGCCCAUCCAUGUUCGGCAGCGCACUGCAGGAGGUCAUGAGCAUGCAGAAGGAGCGCUACCCUGAGCGGCAGCUGCCCUGGGUGCAGACGCGGCUCUCAGAGGAGGUGCUGGCCCUCAAUGGCGACCAGACAGAGGGCAUCUUCAGGGUGCCUGGAGACAUUGAUGAAGUGAACGCCCUAAAGCUCCAGGUGGACCAGUGGAAGGUGCCGACAGGCCUGGAAGACCCCCACGUCCCUGCAUCGUUACUGAAGCUGUGGUACCGGGAGCUGGAGGAGCCGCUGAUCCCACACGAGUUCUACGACCAGUGCAUCGCGCACUACGAGAGCCCGGAGGCCGCGGUGGCCGUGGUGCAUGCGCUGCCGCGCAUCAACCGCAUGGUGCUGUGCUACCUCAUCCGCUUCCUCCAGGUGUUCGUGCAACCCGCCAACGUGGCCAUCACCAAGAUGGACGUGAGCAACCUGGCCAUGGUGAUGGCGCCCAACUGCCUGCGCUGCCAGUCGGAUGACCCUCGCGUCAUCUUCGAGAACACGCGCAAAGAGAUGUCCUUCCUGCGCGUGCUCAUCCAGCACCUGGACACCAGCUUCAUGGAGGGCGUGCUAUAG